Molecule: messenger RNA, 1837 nt
Organism: Phyllopteryx taeniolatus (common seadragon)
Lineage: Eukaryota; Metazoa; Chordata; Actinopteri; Syngnathiformes; Syngnathidae
Gene: ccna2
Product: cyclin A2
Exons: 9
Coding region: 158-1435 (425 amino acids)
Biological process (GO): regulation of cyclin-dependent protein serine/threonine kinase activity; mitotic cell cycle phase transition
Cellular component (GO): cyclin A2-CDK2 complex; nucleus; cytoplasm
Molecular function (GO): cyclin-dependent protein serine/threonine kinase regulator activity
Source: RefSeq, a predicted model, not a curated record
GUGAUUGGUCCGUUUCAAUCCUCGCGGGCUGCUUGAAUGAGAGAAAAGCAAGUGCAGGGACGAGCGAGUUUAGUGUGGCAGGCAACUCAUAAAGGCGGCAGCGGGCGGCGAGUCACCUUGUCUUGCAGGGGUGCAGGAGUGGAGGCCAAGUCGAAGCAUGUCGGGUGCAAGCCGUAGCCGAACCAGCGAGCUCCACAACCAGGAGAACACGCAGGCAAGACUGCGAGGCUCGCUGAAGCCCCGGUCGGCCGCCGCGGAGAACCAGGAGAAUGUUCCGCCGCAGCCGGCGGCCCCCAGGACCGUGCUGGGGGCCCUGCAUAACAACCAGACGAGCCAGCGCGCCCUCAAGCAGGACUCCUCACAGCCCCUGCCCUUGAAAAAUGAAGACUUCUGCAAAGUCUCAAAGCCUUCCGCCUUCCAGAUACACGUGGACCCGCCCACCGACGCCUGUGUCAAGAAGCAGUGCAACGGUGGUGCCGCCGUCAAGGUCCAAGAGCUCCCAGAGGACUCUCCGCUGAAGAUAGACCAUGCCGUCGCCCGCCUGCGCCAGCCUCUGGCCACACUCGACAUCCCCGUGGCGCCCAUGGACAUCAGUUUUGGCUCUCCCAUGGACAUGUCCGUGGUCGAGGGCGAGGAGAAGACUUUCGAUGUCACGGAGGUGCCCGAAUAUGCCGCAGAGAUUCACACCUAUUUGAGGGAAAUGGAGGUCAAGUGCCAGCCCCGAUCGGGCUACAUGAGGAAGCAGCCCGACAUCACCAGCAGCAUGCGCGCCAUCCUGGUGGACUGGCUGGUCGAGGUGGGCGAGGAGUACAAGCUCCAGAGCGAGACUCUCUAUCUGGCCGUCAAUUACAUCGACCGCUUCCUGUCGUCCAUGUCGGUGCUGCGCGGCAAGUUGCAGCUGGUGGGCACCGCUGCCAUGCUGCUGGCCUCCAAAUUCGAGGAGAUCUACCCCCCGGAGGUGUCGGAGUUUGUCUACAUCACGGACGACACCUACACAAAGAAGCAGGUGUUGAGGAUGGAGCAGCUGGUGCUCAAAGUGCUCUCCUUUGACCUGGCGGCGCCCACCAUCAACCAGUUCCUCACUCAGUACUUCCUGCACCAUGCUGCCAGCAAGCAGGUGGAGAGCCUCGCCAUGUAUCUUGGUGAGCUCAGCCUGGUGGAUUCUGACCCCUUCCUGAAGUACCGUCCUUCCCAGACUGCAGCCGCCGCCUACAUCCUGGCCAACAGCACCAUCACUGGUGCAUCAUGGCCCAAAUCUCUGGUAGAAAAGACGGGCUACACACUGAGCCAGCUGAGGCCAUGUGUGGAGGACCUUCACCGGGUGUACCUGAACGCACCGCAGCAUGCACAGCAGUCAGUCAGGGAGAAGUACAAGACUUCAAAGCAUCAUGAAGUUUCUGCCAUUGAGCCUCCAACCACUCUGCAAUUUGACUAAACACCCUUUUUUGACUUUUUCUUGGUACUUCCUGUCACUUGUCUUUUUCCUUGUGGCCUUUCCUUGAAGUACUGUCUUUUUAAUUUUUUUUUUUUUUUUUUUAUAAAUCCCCUGAUGUUCAUAGUGUUUUAAUCUGGUUUUAAAAUCAGACCCAUGUGUAAAUACAAGAGGUUCCCCCACUCCAGGGUUGUUUUUAUGCCCAAGCAGUUGUCAUUGCUGGGUUGUUGCUUUUUUGUAAGUCAACCUAGUUGGUUUAAAGCAUGUAGGUUUUGCAUAUUAAACGUUUGUCAGUCAUGGAGUCAGUUGUCGUCGUUACAUUUGGGUGACCGACAAGAGUUAGUCGGGUCACCUUCCAGCACUGUAAAAUAAGGCUCUUGUAAAUAAAAUCCACUUUAAAGCUCA